AUGGCAUCCAAAUUACGAAAUAGAAAAAACCAAGAUCCGCGACAUCCAACCAGACAGUCAAUAACUGACGUAUUUCAACAGAUUGUAAAUAAACAUGUCAAUACGACGCUCCUGGCAGAUGUUCGGACAGUUACGACAUACGAAGCAAGCUACAUAAAACGGAUGACAAAAACUAAUGCUAAGUUCAAUGUAAAACGAAUACGUUUGUAUGUGGAUAAUCCUUAUAUUGCUCGCCUACAAAAGAAAUCGUUCCAGCUUUCGAAAGCACUUUCAUGA
Messenger RNA from Adineta ricciae, 276 nucleotides. The record is from the annotation of a GenBank genome assembly. NCBI's taxonomy places the organism in Eukaryota, Metazoa, Rotifera, Eurotatoria, Adinetida, Adinetidae.